AUGCCUGUUGCAGACCAGUCUGAGCAUUGGAACAUCGAGCUGCUACAGGAAGAGGAGAUUACGGCACAUUUAGAUAUUGUGGUGAUAACAAGACAAGGGCUUGAAGAUCUCACGUCAAUACGAGGUCUCCCUCAAGAUCUGCGCUCUCGCCGACAUACAAUUCAAAGCCGAAACAAAGCUCUCAAAAGUCCAGUCACCAGUCCGUCGGCAGGAGGGAAUAAACCUCAAAAGCAUUUUACCGACAAGAGGCUGGUGGCAGGUCGCCCAUUACAUCGCUAUAGUGUACCGACGGCAGUGUACAGCCAAGAACUCGCGAAAAUCAUGGAACAAUUCGAUAAGAUCGAGGAGGUCGAAGUUACUGAGAAAAUAGUUCGUCACGCUGCUGACUUGGUUUCCGUUGGCGCGGAUCUUUUUGAAGAUGAAAAGCAACGGAAAACGUCGUCAGAGAACUCUUGGAUGUGA
Marasmius oreades (fairy-ring Marasmius) is the source of this 462-nucleotide messenger RNA. RefSeq lists its product as uncharacterized. Lineage: Eukaryota; Fungi; Basidiomycota; Agaricomycetes; Agaricales; Marasmiaceae. The coding region runs from base 1 to 462 and encodes 153 amino acids. The transcript has 4 exons. The record is from RefSeq and is a predicted model, not a curated record.